CUACUGAUGUAGUACCCUAGCGAAGACAGUUUAUAAUUUCACGAUCCAAUGAUCUUAAAAGCACUUUUGGGUGACAGAUCCGUGAAAUUACAAGUGAUAUCAAACUUGACUCAGGCCCACUACUAUGCUGGAAUUGUGGGUCUUGUGUUACAUAUUUAGGAGCAUGAAAGAGGAUAGAAUGUCAGUGGUCUGUGAGAUCUUUUUUGGACGAAAGAAAUGAAAAUCAGUUUGUGAUUUGGCUUGAAAGUUUAUGUUGCUUCCAUGGGAGUUUGUGCGUGACACCAUACAUCUUGCAUCAUAAUGCCUUGGGGAAGAUCAUGGAUGACAGAUGCAUUGAUUACCGGAGAUCUGGGUUUUGGUGGGAGUCUUCUUGAUUUGUUACUUGUAUGGUCUUGGGAAUCAAGAUGCAGUUCUUGUUUGCGAAGGAUAAUGUAUUACCACAUGGAGAUUUUCAAAAAGGCUGACGUGAUAGUGACUCCUACAACUGGCAUGACAGCACCUAUAAUCCCUCCUAGUGCCCUUAAAUAUGGGGAGACAGAUAUGCGUGUAACAGGUUAUCUCAUGAGUUUCAUUCUUGCAGCAAAUCUUCUUGGCCUACCAGCCAUUACUGUUCCCGUUGGCUAUGAUAAACAAGGACUUCCAAUCGGUUUGCAAAUAAUUGGCCGUCCAUGGGGAGAAGCUUCAAUUCUUCGAUUAGCUUCUGCAGUAGAGGAACUCUGUGCAAUGAAGAAACAACCUGUAUUAUUCUACGAUGUUUUGAAGUCAAAAUAGAACAGCCCAGCUUCCAAGAUUGAAAUCUGAUAUCCUCUUUGCAACAUUGUUUGUGACAUCUCUUUGCCAGUACAAGUAACUCCAAAGUUUCAAGGAUGUCAUGCAGAUUGAUAACUUUUUAUCCCAUCAUCUCUGGUUAAACGCCUUUCUUUUCUGGGAUAAAUUAAUCUUUUCGCAUUGGCUUUGGCUUUUAAUACUUCCAUCUUGGCUUUUCAUUAACUGAAAGUGACUCUCAUUUUGGCAUCUACUCGGUGUCAAAAGAUGCUAUCUAUAUCAUUAACCAUGAUGUGAAUCUUUACUAUAUUAAACAAUCUAAUACCUGCUCAUUCAGAAA
Carica papaya (papaya) is the source of this 1105-nucleotide messenger RNA. Lineage: Eukaryota; Viridiplantae; Streptophyta; Magnoliopsida; Brassicales; Caricaceae. The record is from RefSeq and is a predicted model, not a curated record.